GACUGGGGUUUCCUCAGGUGUUUUGCUCCAGUCAUGGCCGGGAACUCAGAGAAAGUACCGAUCGCCUCUGCGGGACCGGAGGACCUGCAGCACUUCAUGCCCCCGGCCUACUCCGCCGUGGCCGUGAAGCCCGCCGCCACCGGCCGCCUCCUGAAGGCCGGGAUCGCGGUGCUCAUCGCCGGGGCCCUCCUCCUGCUGCUGGGGGCAGUCGGAGCUUUUUACUUCUGGAACAACAAUGAAAAACACGUCUACAAUGUCCACUACAGCAUGAGCAUCAAUGGCAAAGUGGAGGAGGGCACAAUGGAGAUCGACACUGCCAACAACAUGGAGAGAUUCAGCACAGGCAGCGGGGCGGACGAGGCCGUGGAGGUCCACGACUUUGAGAUUGGGAUCACAGGGAUCCGGUUUUCAGGAGGAGAGAAGUGCUACAUCAAGACCCAGGUGAAGGCGCGCCUGCCUGAUGUGGAGGCUCUCAACAAGGACUCUGUGACAUUCGACCUGGAGGACGAGGUGAUGCCGGCCAAAUUUGAGGACGAUCUGAUCUGGGUGGCAGCUGGCGCUCCCCUCUCUGAUUCCGCCUUCCUCAGCAACAAGAUAAAGGACUUGUGUGGAGACCUGCCCAUCUUCUGGCUCCGUCCCACCUACUCCACCAGCGGACAGAGGAAGAGGAGGGCCGCCCCCCGCCUCCGCCGCCAGGCCGCCGGGGCCGGGGAGGAAGAGGAGGACGUGGAGGCAGAGUUCAACCCUGAGAACCCCUAUCAGAGAGGUCUGGAGGGCGAGACGGACAUGAACAUCGACCCCAGGCUGGACCACGAGGGCGUGUGCUGCCACGAGUGCCGCCGCGGCUACACCCACUGCCAGAGGAUCUGCGAGCCGCUGGGAGGGUUCCACCCGUGGCCGUACCACUACCGCGGCUGCAGGGUGGCCUGUAGAGUCAUCAUGCCGUGCAACUGGUGGGUGGCGCGCAUUAUGGGUCUUGUGUAAACACCACAAGCCCACCUGGGGGACGGUAGGAGGGAUGUAGUUCCAAGGGGAGAUGAAGGGAAAAGUUUAGGAAAGAAAGGAGGCAUCUUGCUAUUGUACUCUACUGUAGUUACCUGUCAGACGGAGCAGAUCACAACAGCAUCAGUAACCGUGCCCACACAUUAGAAAUGCACGGUGCAGAAUCUAGGACAGACAUGUUCUCACAUGUGAUGGUACGCAGUGGCUGCACACUGCACAGCUUGUCUUAUUAAAAAAACAUAGCUGCUGUGGAUUUAGAUCCUUGUGAACUACAGCACAACACGCUGUCAGCAGAACAUGAUACCAAACAUCCAACACACCCAAUCAAAUGCAUGGAUCUAUCGACACCUGCGUCGAUUUCUAAUAUGUAUUUAUCUAUAGGAAACGCAGGUAAGCUUGUAUUUAUAGAUCUGGUAAUAAUUCACUUUCUUUCAUUUCUUUGAUGUAAAUAAAUGUAUAUGGUGCAAAGUAUUUCCAUUUCAGUCAGCGUGGCUUAAAAAGCACCUAAUAUUUGUUUCUAGUUAGAAAUCAUCUCCUGUGUUUUUAACUCUUUCCUUUUCCUAUUUUAUCAUCAUGAGUAGCUCUCAUUAAAACAAUGUACUGUACGCGCUAUCACAACUUUCAUCUAAAUGGACUUUCAUCUGCAUUGAAGAAGCUCUCAAAAGUGCAAUAUCACUGAAUAAAGUUUUUUAAGUAAACUUCAAA
Molecule: messenger RNA, 1707 nt
Organism: Centropristis striata (black sea bass)
Lineage: Eukaryota; Metazoa; Chordata; Actinopteri; Perciformes; Serranidae
Product: leukocyte cell-derived chemotaxin 1-like
Exons: 7
Coding region: 34-984 (316 amino acids)
Biological process (GO): negative regulation of angiogenesis; negative regulation of endothelial cell proliferation
Source: RefSeq, a predicted model, not a curated record